Messenger RNA from Pediculus humanus corporis (human body louse), 2016 nucleotides. RefSeq names its product Cytoplasmic linker protein, putative. The coding region runs from base 1 to 2016 and encodes 671 amino acids. Gene Ontology annotation, molecular function: GTPase activator activity; growth factor activity. NCBI's taxonomy places the organism in Eukaryota, Metazoa, Arthropoda, Insecta, Psocodea, Pediculidae. Gene Ontology annotation, cellular component: intracellular membrane-bounded organelle. Gene Ontology annotation, biological process: endocytosis. The record is from RefSeq and is a predicted model, not a curated record. The transcript is spliced from 7 exons.
AUGAAAAUCAUGUGUAAAUAUUUUUUUUUUGACGUUCAUUUACAAUUGCAAAAUUUAUUGACAAGAAUAACGGAAUUGGAAAAGGAAAAAAAAGAAAUACAUGACAAGUUUAAUGCUCAAAGAGGUAGACUUCAAAAGUUAUACAUUCAAAAAGAAGAAGAAUUAAAUCUUUUAUCGUCUCAACAUGUUAAAUUAGAGUGUGAAGUUAUUAAAUUGACCAAAGAAUUAGAUGAAGCUAAAAGUCAAUUAUGCAUAGCUGGAAUUGUUAAAGAAAAUGAAGUUGAAGCUGAAAAAAGAAAAGCUCAGGCUGAAAUAGCUACACUGAAUCAAAUAGUACAUGAUACUGUACAAGUUUCGAACACAUCCCAAAGCGAAGUGAAAAAAUUAAAACAAGUAAUUGAAUUACUUGAAUCACAAUUAAAUAAAUUAAAAGGUGAAAAAGAAAAAGAAGGAUUACUAUUAGCACCAAGUAAUAUGCUAUCUGGAGCAAAAACAUUAGCUCGUAAAGUGGUUGGACAAUUGGGUAAUGAUUCAGAUUAUCGAAUACAUGAUAAUUUGGAGGAUAGUAUGAAAAAGGCUCAAGAAGAUACGGAAGUAUUGAAAUCACUAGUGAUUCCAUUAGAAGAAAAAAUAUUAGAAUUAACGCAAAAACUCCAAGCAGCAGAAUCAAAGUUAUUAAAAUACGAACCCAACCCCAAUAAAACAACAACAACAAAUUAUGUCAACUCUAAUUCAACGGAUAUAAACGAAAGAGAUGAAAAAUCAUCAUCACGUGAUGCUAGUCAACAAGAAGAAGAAGAAGAAGAAGAAAGGUACCAUUCAAGUCAAAUGAAAUGUAAUGCAACGAAAGGACGACACGAGGAAGAAAACGACGAUUUGAAAUCAAGUAUUAGUAGUAGUAAUGGUAAUGGUAAUAAUAAUAAUAAUAAUAAUGAUAAUGAUAAUGAUAACGAUAAGGAGCUCAAGUCAUUAGCAAGUGGUAGCGGUUUGAUGAUAAAAAAAAAAAAAAAAAAACUAUCAUCCUGUGACAUGUGUGCUAAUUACGAAGCUCAACUCGUGUCGCAACAAAAGCAUAAUUUAUUAUUGCAAAAGGAAAAGGAAAAAAUGGAAAAAAAUAUGGAAAAAUUAAAGGAUGAUUUUACGAGAGAAACACAAUUUAGAAAAAACAUGGAGGAUAAAUGGAAUGAGAAAAAGGAAAAACAUAAAGCCAAGGUUGCGGAACUAAAAGAAUUAUACGAAGGAUCGGAAAAGGAAAUAAAAAUGAUGAGAGAAACGUUUGCUCAUUUGAGAUCGGAAGUCGAAAUACAAUUGAAUAGAUUAGCUUUCGACAGAAAGGAAAUAUACGGUCGAUUGGAAGAAAUCCAAAGGGAAAAUGAUAAUCUCGUUGGUAAACACAGUCGUCAUUCCGCACAAUUGAGAGAGGAAUCGAUUAAUUUUCCCGACAACGUCGAAGAUUUACAAGUUUUGCUGUUGAAAACUCACGAAGAAUUGAUAUCCGCGAAAACGGCAAAAGAAGCCAAAGAAGAACAGGAAACGAAUUUGAAAUACGAAAUACAAUUGCUUCGAGAUCAAUUGAAUAGCGAAAUGUCGGAGAGAAAUGCAAAAGAAAGCGAUUUAGCAUUGCAAAAUUCUGAAUUAAGUAAAUUAUUAAACGUGACGGAAAAAGAAAAUUAUAAAUUGAAAGAAAUAGCCGGGAGAUUGAACGCUUUGGAUAAAGAACAAAAAGAACAAAUGAGAGCAUUGAAAACGCAAUUGGAUAAAUUAAUGAAAGAAAAUCGUUCGUCCGAAGAAACGAUAAGUAAAUUACAGAGCAGAGUGAGUUCGUUACAACAGCAAUUGGAUACGAGCGAGGCGGUGCAAAAAGAUUUCGUCCGACUUUCGCAAUCGUUGCAAAUCGAAUUGGAAAAAAUAAGAGGAGCGGAUACGGAAGUGAGAUGGCAACACGAGGAUGACGUAGAAGAUUGUCCAAAUUGUAAAAUUACAUUUUCCGCAAGUAGGAAAAAGGUAAUUAGAUGA